UAACUAUAUAAACAUGGGGACUGUGCAGGCAUUAGAAGAAGCACACAGAGGCAAGAGCUGACAGAGAGGAGGCAACUGAAGGAGACUGCAGGGAGCCUUCAACGUCUUAAGACACAGAGAGAUACACACUAACAGAACAUCAAACAAGAUGUCUUCAGCUAAGGGAGUAUCCAUUGGCAUUGAUCUGGGCACCACCUAUUCUUGUGUUGGGGUUUUCCAGCAUGGCAAAGUGGAGAUCAUCGCCAACGACCAGGGAAACAGGACCACUCCCAGCUAUGUGGCCUUCACUGACACAGAGAGGCUAAUCGGAGAUGCUGCCAAGAAUCAGGUCGCCAUGAACCCCACCAACACCAUCUUUGAUGCCAAACGGCUCAUCGGGAGAAAGUUCACAGAGCCAGUCGUCCAGUCUGACAUGAAACUCUGGCCUUUCAAGGUCAUCAGUGACAGUGGAAAGCCAAAAGUCCAGGUGGAGUAUAAAGGGGAGAUCAAGGCCUUCUUCCCAGAGGAGAUUUCGUCCAUGGUGCUGGUCAAGAUGAAGGAGAUUGCUGAGGCCUACCUGGGACAGAGGGUGUCAAAUGCAGUCAUCACAGUUCCAGCAUAUUUCAACGACUCCCAGAGGCAAGCGACGAAGGAUGCUGGUGUGAUCUCUGGACUGAACGUCCUGAGAAUCAUCAAUGAGCCCACAGCAGCAGCCAUUGCGUACGGUCUGGAUAAAGGCAAAAGAGGAGAGAAGAACGUGCUCAUCUUUGAUCUGGGUGGAGGAACCUUUGAUGUGUCCAUCCUAACUAUUGAAGAUGGUAUCUUUGAGGUGAAAGCCACUGCGGGAGACACGCACCUGGGAGGGGAGGACUUUGACAACAGGAUGGUGAACCACUUUGUUGAGGAAUUCAAAAGAAAACACAAGAAGGACAUCAGCCAAAAUAAGAGGGCCGUGAGGAGACUGCGUACAGCCUGUGAGAGAGCAAAAAGGACCCUGUCCUCCAGCACCCAGGCCAGCAUCGAGAUCGACUCUCUGUUUGAGGGCAUAGAUUUCUACACAUCUAUCACAAGGGCUCGCUUUGAGGAGCUCAACUCAGAGCUCUUCAGGGGAACGCUGGAACCUGUCGAGAAGUCCCUGCAAGAUGCAAAGCUGGACAAGUCAAAGAUUCAUGAAAUUGUUCUAGUUGGUGGCUCAACCAGAAUCCCCAAAAUCCAGAAGCUCCUUCAAGACUUUUUUAAUGGCAGAGAACUAAACAAGAGCAUCAACCCUGAUGAAGCUGUGGCCUACGGUGCGGCAGUGCAGGCCGCGAUCCUCAUGGGAGACACCUCAGAGAACGUCCAGGAUCUGCUGCUGCUGGAUGUUGCUCCUUUGUCUCUGGGCAUUGAGACUGCAGGUGGAGUCAUGACGCCUCUGAUCAAACGAAACACCACCAUCCCCACCAAGCAGACUCAGAUCUUCUCCACGUACUCUGACAACCAGCCAGGAGUGCUGAUCCAGGUGUAUGAAGGUGAGAGAGCCAUGACUAAGGACAACAAUCUCCUUGGAAAAUUUGAGCUCACGGGCAUCCCUCCUGCUCCAAGAGGUGUACCACAAGUGGAAGUAACUUUCGACAUCGAUGCCAACGGCAUUCUGAAUGUGUCCGCUGUGGACAAAAGCACGGGCAAAGAGAACAAAAUCACCAUCACCAAUGACAAGGGCCGCCUGAGCAAAGAGGAGAUCGAGCGCAUGGUGCAAGAAUCUGAGAAAUACAAGGCUGAGGAUGACAUGCAGAGAGAAAAAGUAUCUGCAAAGAACUCCCUUGAGUCGUACGCCUACCAGAUGAAGAGCAGUGUCGAGGAUGAGAAUCUGAAAGGAAAGAUCAGUGAGGAGGAUAAAAAGAUGGUGAUUGACAAGUGCAACCAGACGAUCUCCUGGCUGGAGAACAACCAGCUGGCAGAGAAAGAUGAGUAUGAGCAUCAGCAGAAGGAACUGGAGAAGGUGUGCAGGCCGAUUGUGACCAAGCUGUAUCAGCAGGGGGCGACACCACCAGGAGGCUGUGGAAGUCAGGCGGGAGGCAGCUCCAAAGGCCCCACUAUUGAGGAAGUGGACUAAAACCAUGAUUUCAGCAUGUUCAGAUAUCUUGAAUGUAUCACGGUUGUUUGAUGGUAGAAUCACGUCAUUUUAUUGUUUUUUUUU
Messenger RNA from Cheilinus undulatus (humphead wrasse), 2155 nucleotides. RefSeq names its product heat shock protein family A (Hsp70) member 1B (gene hspa1b). The transcript has 2 exons. The record is from RefSeq and is a predicted model, not a curated record. Gene Ontology annotation, cellular component: blood microparticle; vesicle; cytoplasm. Gene Ontology annotation, molecular function: ubiquitin protein ligase binding; ATP hydrolysis activity; heat shock protein binding. NCBI's taxonomy places the organism in Eukaryota, Metazoa, Chordata, Actinopteri, Labriformes, Labridae. Gene Ontology annotation, biological process: protein refolding; cellular response to unfolded protein. The coding region runs from base 149 to 2071 and encodes 640 amino acids.